AUGUCAUCUAAACGAAAAUCUCCACCGUCGAAAUUGCAAGAAGGAGCAGCCGACAACGAGAAACCCGAAGCGGGCCCAGCCAACCAAGAGUUCUCCGAUCACCAGGAGUCCGACGAAAACGAACAACAGAACUACUACAAAUUCUCCCCCAGCUCCUCGACGAGAAGCUCGAUCAGCGAAGAAGACGCUUCGAACUACGAAGAAGAACGCCCAUCGAAGAAGCAACGAUUCGAGCAAACAAUAGACAUGACAAACAAUCUUCUAGUCCCGUCAUCUUUCCUCAGCCUGCACCAAGUCAAUGAUUUGCAAGCGAGAAGACGAGGCUCCUCUGAAUGCAGUAGCCCCGGCGCGGAGGCCAAGCUAGGACUCUGCAACAACAACAAUUCCCUAUUGAACCACAAUAGCGCGUUGUCGUUUGCUCCGCCACACAAGCGGUCUAUGGACGACGUUCUGAAGAGAUUAACGUCGAAAAUGAAUAACAGCACGAUCAAAGAAGAGAAGCGGCCCACACCGUCAACCACACCAGUCAAGCAGAACAAUGAACGACGGGGAGUUCUGGACGCGGCAGCCUUGCAAGCCCUAGCAGGUGAAAGCGUACUAGAGAAAGAGCGCCAACUGUCAGAAAUGAUCCUGCAACUGCAGAUGGUUAGAGAGCAACUGCUGACGCAACAGGAACACGCAAAGAACAUGGGCAACGUCUCGGCGGAGCUAGAGCUGCAGAGAUUGCAGCAAGAGCACCUUCGGCGCCAGGAGCUGGUGCGACGUGGCCAACACGGGCUUUACUCAGGCCACCCACUAGGUCUUCUGCCCCUUUUGGAGCAGAUGCGACCACAGCCACCGCAAGCGCAGGCCAACGUCGCCUCCGCUUGGCCGGCGACGGCGCAGUUGGCACAACUGACGGCGACCGCCCGCUCCCCCCCACCGGACCCCGAUGCCCCCUUGAACCUCAGCAAGCAAAGGUCACCGUCGCCAGCGCAGACGAUGAUGCUGCCGCGCUUCGUGCCCUACCCACCGAUGGAUGAAAGCCCCCAGUACAGCAUGCAGAAGGAGGAUGACUUUAACGCUUCGUGCAACACCUCGUCUUGGGGCCAGUCGCCGCCUGAGGAGGGCGAAAAGGCGAAGCUGAUCCGCCAGCCGAAAAGGGACGAGUCGGGGAAGCCCCACAUCAAGCGGCCGAUGAACGCGUUCAUGGUCUGGGCGAAGGACGAGCGCCGGAAGAUCCUGAAGGCGUGCCCCGACAUGCACAACUCGAAUAUAUCGAAGAUCCUCGGCGCUAGGUGGAAGGCGAUGUCGAACGCCGAGAAACAGCCCUACUACGAGGAGCAAUCAAGACUGUCCAAGCUCCACAUGGAGAAGCAUCCAGAUUACAGGUACCGCCCAAGGCCGAAGAGGACCUGCAUAGUCGACGGCAAGAAGAUGCGGAUAUCGGAGUACAAGAACCUGAUGCGCACGCGGCGACAGGAGAUGCGGCAACUCUGGUGCCGGGACGGGGGCAGCGAGCUGGGCUUCCUCCCCACCCUCCCCUCGCCGGGCCCGUCGAACACCUCGCCGCCGCCCAACGGUGGGAACUACAUGAACCCUGCCUUCUCCCCCCCAUUAUCGCCGAGAGAGGAGGAU
Molecule: messenger RNA, 1617 nt
Organism: Iphiclides podalirius (scarce swallowtail)
Lineage: Eukaryota; Metazoa; Arthropoda; Insecta; Lepidoptera; Papilionidae
Source: the annotation of a GenBank genome assembly